This is a messenger RNA of Brugia malayi, 459 nucleotides long. RefSeq names its product D-tyrosyl-tRNA(Tyr) deacylase, putative (gene Bma-pqn-68). Lineage: Eukaryota; Metazoa; Nematoda; Chromadorea; Rhabditida; Onchocercidae. Gene Ontology annotation, molecular function: D-tyrosyl-tRNA(Tyr) deacylase activity. Gene Ontology annotation, cellular component: cytoplasm. Gene Ontology annotation, biological process: tRNA metabolic process. The coding region runs from base 1 to 459 and encodes 152 amino acids. The transcript has 4 exons. The record is from RefSeq and is a predicted model, not a curated record.
AUGCGAGCUGUCAUCCAGCGUGUCACAAAAGCUGCUGUCUCUAUUGACGGUCAAUUGGAAUCAUCAAUUGGUCGAGGAAUAUGUGUUCUAUUGGCUAUCAAUGUUGAUGAUACCUCAGAUGAUAUACAGUUUAUGGUACGGAAGUUAUUAGGUAUUCGAAUAUUUCCAAAUAUUGAAACAGGUAAACGAUGGGAUAAGAGUGUUAAAGAUUUGGAACUUGAGAUACUUUGCGUAAGUCAAUUCACGCUGUAUAGCUUACUGAAAGGCAAUAAACUGGAUUUUCACCGAUCGAUGUCUCCCACAGAAUCACAAAAAUUUUAUCAAAAUUUUAUGGACGAACUGAAAAAGGCAUAUGUACCUGAACGGAUAAAGGAUGGUCGUUUUGGUGCAAUGAUGAAUGUUCAAAUUGAAAACGAUGGUCCUGUCACUCUUAUUUUGGAUAGUAAAAUUAAAGAAUAA